Messenger RNA from Angiostrongylus costaricensis, 3000 nucleotides. The record is from the annotation of a GenBank genome assembly. NCBI's taxonomy places the organism in Eukaryota, Metazoa, Nematoda, Chromadorea, Rhabditida, Metastrongylidae.
AUGGGGAAGGCCAAGGAUAAGGCAAACGAUCUCAAUGAGCUCAAACAGGAGGUCAAAAUGGAUGAGCAUAUGGUUCCUCUUGAGGAACUGGCCGCAAGAUACGGUUCGAAUAUCGAAACUGGUUUGACAAGAGCAAAAGCGGCAGAAGUCCUUGCCCGAGAUGGACCGAACGCCUUGUCUCCACCUAGAACCACACCGGAGUGGAUUAAGUUCUGCAAGAAUCUCUUUGGAGGAUUUGCACUUCUUCUUUGGGUUGGAGCUUUUCUUUGUUACAUCGCUUACUCAGUCGAUUACUUCACCAUGGAAUAUCCUUCCAAGGAUAACUUGUAUCUUGGGAUUGUGCUGAUGACUGUCGUUGUUAUCACUGGUUGCUUUCAAUACUAUCAAGAAAGCAAGUCGAGUAAGAUCAUGGAUUCAUUCAAAAAUAUGGUUCCGACUUUCGCCCUUGUUCAUCGUGAUGGGCAGAAGCAACAGAUCCGUACUGAAGAGCUUGUAGUCGGUGACAUAGUUGAGGUGAAAGGAGGAGAUCGGGUACCAGCUGAUAUACGGGUGAUCUCUGCUUUCGGUUUCAAGGUGGAUAACUCAUCUCUUACUGGGGAAUCAGAGCCACAAAGUCGAUCACCAGAGUGCACCAAUGAAAAUCCACUAGAAACUCGUAACGUCGCUUUCUUCUCCACUAACGCGGUUGAAGGGACUGCGAAGGGAAUUGUCAUCUAUACUGGCGAUAGAACGGUGAUGGGUCGUAUUGCCCAUCUCGCUUCUGGCCUUGACACAGGAAUGACACCUAUUGCUCGCGAGAUUGAGCAUUUCAUCCAUCUUAUAACUGGGGUAGCUGUAUUUCUUGGAGUCUCCUUCUUCAUUAUUGCUUUCAUCCUGGGAUACCAUUGGCUCACUGCAGUUGUGUUCCUCAUAGGUAUCAUUGUCGCCAAUGUACCUGAAGGACUAAUUGCUACGGUAACCGUGUGCCUUACUUUGACAGCAAAAAGAAUGGCAAGCAAGAAUUGCUUAGUGAAGAACUUGGAAGCAGUAGAGACUCUUGGGUCAACAUCAACGAUCUGUUCGGAUAAGACAGGGACACUCACGCAAAAUCGUAUGACGGUCGCACAUAUGUACGAUAAAACGAUAGAAGAGUGUGACACAACUGAGAACCAGUCGAGCGCGGCCAGUAACAAGGGUGGCCCAACUCUUGAUGCCCUUCUUCGAAUUGCUGCUCUUUGUAAUAGAGCUGAGUUUAAACCGGGCCAACAAGAUAUUCCAAUACUUCGUCGUGACUGCACAGGUGAUGCAUCUGAGAUUGCGCUGCUAAAGUUUACUGAGCUAACGCUUGGUAAUAUCAUUGCGGUUCGUGAAAAAUCUCCCAAAGUUGCUGAAAUUCCAUUUAAUUCCACCAACAAAUAUCAGGUCUCAAUUCAUGAUAUACCAAACAAUGACUCUUAUCUGCUUGUCAUGAAAGGAGCUCCCGAAAGAAUUCUCGAUGUUUGUUCAACGUUACUUCUGAACGGAAAAGAAGAACCACUUGAUGACAAAAUGCGCGCCGAUUUCAACACAGCUUACCUUGAGUUGGGAGGCAUGGGAGAGCGUGUGCUUGGAUUCUGCGAAUUUCACCUACCGCCUGAUAAGUUUCCGAAAGGUUUCAAGUUUGAUACAGAAGAGAUCAAUUUUCCCCUAAGGGGCUUACGCUUUGUGGGGCUUAUGUCUAUGAUUGACCCGCCACGUGCUGCUGUGCCGGACGCUGUAGCCAAGUGCAGAUCGGCUGGUAUCAAGGUUGUCAUGGUCACCGGUGAUCAUCCAAUCACUGCUAAGGCUAUUGCUAAGUCUGUGGGUAUUAUAAGUGAAGGUACUGAGACUGUGGAAGAUAUUGCUAUUCGUCGAGGAAUCCCAGUUGAGGACGUCGAUCCACAUGAGGCUAAAGCUGCGGUUGUUCAUGGUUCAGACCUUAGAGAAAUGAGUGAGGAUCAGUUAGCUGAGAUUAUCCGUAACCAUUCCGAAAUCGUUUUCGCUCGUACCUCUCCCCAACAAAAAUUGAUGAUCGUGGAAGGGUUCCAGAAGCAGGGACAAAUUGUUGCUGUCACUGGUGAUGGUGUUAAUGAUUCGCCUGCGCUAAAGAAAGCGGAUAUUGGAGUUGCGAUGGGCAUUGCUGGUUCUGAUGUCUCGAAACAAGCUGCGGACAUGAUUUUACUUGAUGAUAAUUUCGCGUCGAUCGUCGUUGGAGUGGAAGAAGGACGUCUUAUUUUCGACAACUUGAAGAAGUCUAUCGCUUAUACUCUGACCUCCAACAUUCCUGAAAUCUCGCCAUUUCUCACCUACAUGUUGUUUGGGAUACCACUUCCACUUGGAACGGUCACUAUUCUUUGCAUUGAUCUUGGAACUGACAUGGUGCCGGCCAUCUCUUUGGCUUACGAAGAAGCAGAAUCUGAUAUUAUGAAACGACAGCCUCGCGAUCCUAUACGUGAUAAGUUGGUAAACGAACGUCUCAUUUCUCUUGCGUAUGGUCAAAUUGGCAUGAUUCAGGCCUCCGCUGGUUUCUUUACUUAUUUUUGGAUAAUGGCCGAUAAUGGAUUCUGGCCUAAAGAUCUCUAUCAACUUAGAGCUCAGUGGGAUUCUCGUGCAUAUAACAAUGUCCUCGAUUCCUAUGGGCAAGAAUGGACCUAUGCCAACCGAAAGAUCCUUGAGUACACUUGUCAAACGGCCUAUUUUGUUUCUAUAGUGGUUGUGCAGUGGGCUGAUCUGAUUAUCUCCAAAACUCGUCGUAACUCUAUUGUCCAACAGGGGAUGACAAAUUGGACACUCAAUUUUGGUUUGGUAUUCGAAACAGCGCUUGCAUGGUUCAUGUGUUACUGUCCAGGGCUUGAUAACGGAUUGCGUAUGUACGGUUUAAGAUUCUCUUGGUGGUUUUGCGCUCUUCCAUUCUCUGUUCUCAUCUUCAUCUAUGACGAAGCUCGUCGUUAUUGUAUCAGAAGAUGGCCUGGAGGAUGGGUUGAGCACGAGACAUAUUACUAA